Molecule: messenger RNA, 1524 nt
Organism: Trichoderma aggressivum f. europaeum
Lineage: Eukaryota; Fungi; Ascomycota; Sordariomycetes; Hypocreales; Hypocreaceae
Exons: 3
Coding region: 1-1524 (507 amino acids)
Biological process (GO): transmembrane transport
Cellular component (GO): plasma membrane
Molecular function (GO): transmembrane transporter activity
Source: RefSeq, a predicted model, not a curated record
AUGGCUACCGCACCCUCUUCCGAGGACAUCGAGAAGAUGGACUCUCCCAUCCAUGCAUACGUUCAAGAUGAGAAUCUUCCAGCGGUCGAGCCCAAACUCUCACGGAGGGGCCUGCCACUUAUUCCUCAACCUAGUGACGACCCAUUCGACCCCCUCAACUUCGCUAGCUGGCGGAAGAUACUUAUUCUACUGGUUAUGUGCAUAUGGACAAUCAUCGGACCCCUUAACAUGAUUUCCGUGGCUGCUGCCUUCUUUCCAAUUUCAGAAGAGCUACACAUGAGUCUCAGCUCUGUCACUUACCUAGUCGGAGCUCCUUUGCUUUCGUACGGAGUUGCUUCCCUGAUCUGGGUUUCUGUGGGAAAUCGUUACGGUGUCCGCCUUGUGUUUGUCUUUACUAGCCUGGCCACAGGGCUAUUCUGCAUCUGGGGAGCAGUGGCCAAAUCAUCAGGAUCACUCAUCGCUGCCAGGACGUUGGCCUCCAUCUUCUCGGCGUCUCCAGAAACACUCGGGCCUCAGGCCAUAGCGGACGUAUUCUUUCUCCAUGAUCGCGCCAAGUGUAUGGGACUCUAUGUCUUGUUCCAGGCUUCGGGUUUCGCGGUGGGCUCCCUGAUUGGAGGCUACAUUACGGCUGACCUGGGCUGGCGCUGGAUUCAGUGGACUGUCUCAUUUUUGUCUCUUGGAUCCUGUGGCCUGCUUUUCCUUUUCUUCCCGGAGACACAGUACACAAGACAAUCUGGAAAUCUUCAUCACCGCCAGCCCAAGCUGGUGGACAACUUUAGAUUUUGGGCCGUAUCUGGAGGCGGCCGCAGCAAGGUCGACAGCCUCUGGAAGUCCUUCUGUUAUCCUUUCAAGUACUUGCCGCAUCCCGCCGUCAUCGCCAUGACGAUUCAUUUCAGUAUCAUGUUAAUGGCAACCAAUUAUAUGCUUACAUCCAACACCUUUAUCUACACAGGCGUAUACAACUUCGAUAUUAAGCAGAUUGCCUUGACUGGCUUUGCACCGUUGAUUGCGGUAUGGAUCGCCAUUCCGUACUGCGGCAUCCUAAACGAUGUUGUGAUCUCAAGACUCCGAAAACGCGCAAACUUCUUACCCGAAUGGCGGCUCAUGUUUUUUGUAUCGACUUGUAUAAUUGGGCCAGUUGGAUGUAUCGUCGUGGGAGUCUGUGCUCAAAACAAAAGCCCUUGGAUUGCUCCCCUUAUUGGCGAAGCCUUAGUCAUGUUCUGUUUUGUCACCGCCAAUAAUCUCACGCAAACGUACCUGGUAGAUAUCUACGAGGCCCGAGCAGACGCGACACUUGUGGUCUUGAACGGAUUCAAGAACUUUGCCGCCUUUGGCAUUUCGUAUGCAGUAGUGCCUUGGAAUACCUCAGCUGGCUAUGCAGAACCAUUUGGAGUUUUAGCGGCGCUUAUUUUCGUUGCGCAUAUUCCUAUUUUCAUCUUUUGGUGGCGAGGCAAAGAGAUUCGUGAAUGGAGCGCAAAACACUGGAAGGAGGCCCAGCCAUCACAUCAUGGUGAUGCCUUCUAG